CACAUGAGCGCACAUGAGCGCCUCCCGCCCGGACACUGCACCAGUGGACGGUAACGUGCCUGAGCUGCGGCUGCUCGUUCCCGACACCGCGUCCCGCUGCAGACUUCCCACCCCCGGUCCCGGUCCCGCUCCCAGUACCAGGGAGGAGAAGGUUGAACCGGAAAAACGCCUGGAGUCAUGGCCGAGUCCAACCCACUGCGGGGGUUCCCCCGUCUGCGCCGGGCCGCGACAUCAUUUCCAGGCAAUCUGCAUUUGGUCUUGGUGCUCAAUCCCAGCAGCCUGUUAGGUUCGGCCCCCAGUCCGUCUUCAAGCACCGACCUGGGCUUUCGCUUCAGCCAGGAUGACUUCCUGCUGAAAAUGCCGGUGGUGAUGCUGCGCUCAGUCGGAGAACUUCUGCGCUACAUCGAUGAAAACCACCUGACGUCGGACUUCACUGCAAAAGUCGAGGUCUGCCAGAGCGACUGGAUCGUCCUACGCACGUCCAUUGAGACCUUCGCAGUGACAGUGAAGGAGAUCGCGCAGCUCCUGCAGGGCUUUGGAUCCGAACUUUCGGAGACCGAAAUGCCAGACGAAUCAAACGCCAUCGAGUUCCUGCUGCACGCGCACACACAGCGAUACCGACAGAUGAAGGAUGACAUCCGCCGUGUGAUGAAAGAAGGACGCCUCCUUCUGUCCAACCUGCAAACUGUCAAGGCCACAAAGAGAGAUGCGGAGGAGGAGAGGGAAAUACAGACAGACAUGGACACUGUCCAUAGGCUUUUGAAUCAGCUCAGAGACAUGGAGGAGGCAUUUGAUGGCUUCUUUGAGAAACACCACCUGAAGCUGCAGCAGUUUCUCCAGCUGCUGCAGUAUGAAAUCAGCUUCCAGCAGAUGGACGAGGCGCUGGAGCAGGUCUCUGCCCAGGAGAAGGGGAUCGCCUCGGUGGGAACCACGCUGGUUCAAACGGAGCAACUUCUCAAAGACCUGGAGAUGCUGGAUGGACAAGCUGAGGAGGAGAUGGCUCACGCUCAGGUGUUGAUCCUGCACGGUCACCAGUUGGCCACCAACCACCACUACGCCCUGGCCCUCAUCAUCCAGCACUGCAACGAGCUGCGACACCACUGCGACGUCAUCACCAACACCAUACGCACCAAGCGCGCCUCGCUCACUCGGGCCCGAGACCUGCUGCGACGCCUCGAAGAUGCGCUUCGGUGGUGUGAUGAAGGCGCUUAUCUUCUGGCGAGUCAGAUGGUCGACAAGUUUCAGACCAAAGAGGGAGCUCAGGAGGCGCUGCACUACCUGAGCUGUCACCAGGAGAGGGCGCCGUCGGCAGUGAAGAACAACCAUGUAACUCUGAGUCUGGAGUUUGAAGCCAUCCUCACCCCACAGCUGCAGUCCCAAAUCGCCAUGGUAACAGAGAAGCUGAACUCAAUGCAGUCCAUGAUCAGAAACAGGGAGCAGUGUUUGAGGAAGCUGGCAGAUGUGCAGGUCAGACCCAUUCAGCCGGUGGCUCCGAGGCCUGAACCUGACCAGACCUCACAACGCUGCAAGUCCAACCUCUUCUCCCCCAAACAUGGUGUCGACUUAAACGUCCUGAAUUCCAAGUUCUCCUUUGACAUACUCCCUGGCAAGAAAGCGGCGAGGAGGAACAACUGUCAACGCAAGAUUGAGGUGAUGCAUGAUUACCAAGGCAACCGCAGCUGUCUGUAUGGCCCCAAUCCUGAGACUGAUUCAGAGGUGGAAGACAAUCCAGAGCAGGUCACUCGACAUAUUAUAAAGGAGCUGAUUGCUACAGAGAGGAUCUAUGUGGACGAACUUCUCUCUGUCCUUCUGGGCUACCGGGCAGAAAUGGAGGACCCGUCUGUGGCUUAUCUUCUUCCUGCCACUCUGCGCAGCCAGAAGGACGUUCUGUUUGGCAACAUGCCAGAGAUUUACCAGUUUCACAGCAGGAUGUUUCUUCAAGAUCUGCAGCGAUGCCUGGAGACGCCAGAGAGGGUGGGGGCCUGCUUCUUACAGCGGAAAGAGAAGUUCCAGGUGUACGAGCGUUACUGCCAAAACAAGCCUCGCUCCGAGUUGCUAUGGAGACAGUGCUCCGAUUCGCCCUUCUUCCAGGACUGCCAGAAGAAGUUGGAUCACAAACUGGGUUUGGGCUCUUACCUCCUGAAACCAGUCCAACGUCUCACCAAGUACCAGCUGCUACUCAAGGAGCUGCUGAAGCACUGCACCGAGGCGCGAUACCGCUGUGAACUCCAGGAGGCGCUGGACGCCAUGCUGGAGCUGCUGAAGUCUGUCAACGACUCCAUGCAUCAGAUCGCCAUCACUGGAUAUCAGGGUGACCUCAGCCAGCUGGGCCGCAUGGUGAUGCAGGGAAGCUUCAGUGUGUGGAUCAGCCACAAGAGGGCAGCGGUGCGAAUGAAAGAGUUGGCCAGAUUCAAACCCAUGCAGAGGCAUCUGUUCCUCUAUGACCACGCGCUGCUCUUCUGCAAGCGCAGGGACGAGGACAACCACGACAGGACGCCCUUCUACAGCUUCAAGUCCUGCCUCAGAAUGAGCUCAGUGGGAAUCACAGAAACUGUGAAAGGAGAUGUGAAGAAAUUUGAGAUCUGGUACAGUGGCAGAGAAGUCGUCUACAUAGUUCAGGCUCCAACAGUGGAGGUCAAAGUCGCCUGGCUGACGGAGAUCCGAAAAAUUCUCACCAAUCAGCUGAAACUGGGUGAAGGUCGUCCACUUCCAGGCAGCCAUGUUUCUGACAGUGCAUCACGAGUGUGCGUGUCGUGGGGCGGAGCACCGGUGGGAGGCUGCUCAGCGUGUCUCCCUGUUCCUCACAGCUCAUCUGCAACAAGCCACUCCCACAGGCUCCGGGGGGAGGAGUCAGAGCACAGCAGUCCAGCCCACUCAGACCCUGUGGUUCACUCACCGCAACGCAGUUGGCAUGUCCCCGCACACACGGUGGCGAUCUGUGAAGGCCUGGAGGACUGGGGCGCGACGGAUCUCUCCAACCUUUCAGACUCCGAUGAGGACGAGGAGGAUCAGCCCACUCCACUGGUGGCGGGCAGAUACAGAGUCAUGGUCGAGAGCAGCAUGGCCAGCACUGAUGACAUCAUUUUUAAUUGUGGCGAUGUCAUCCAGUUGCUCCACGAGGACUCGUCAGGAAUGUGGAUGGUGAGGAACAUAAGUCGUGGUGAAGAAGGACGCGUUCUGCCCGAAGACCUGCACAGAAUUUUGGGAGAAACCUGCUGAGAGCCAAUCAGAACUCAGGACAAAGCCUGUUUUUUCCGUUCUCCUUCGCCACCUGGCUUUCUCUCACUAAAUACACAAACACGCUGACGUUCUCACAUAUACCAUCGACGUCCUGACCAACGUGUGACUCGUUCCUCCUGAGAUUUAAGCACAAACUUCACACUCUGAACUGUUCAUCUCAGAAAGCUGUAAAAUACAGAACAGACUGAACUUCACAAGCCUUAUUUUUUUAUUUAUCUGUUAACACAGAAUGUUGAACAGGGUGCACUGUUUUAAUUUAUCGUUUUUUUUUUUUAAUCAUUUCUAUUUUCUGACGAAUGACCACAGAAAGUGUGCAUAUGCCGACUGACAUAUCAUCACAGCUCAUGUGCCAAACAGCAGAUCAUCUCAUUGUUUUGUACACACUAAAAAUGUCCUUUGUAAGAAAUAGCUUGAUCUUUUGUUUUGAAUGGAUUUAAAUGGUCGACCUGCAGCAGCCAGCUCCAUCAUCAUGUGAUGUAAAACUAUCAGCAUCUGCAAGAUGGGACUCCAACAUAUGUGUAUCAUGAUGCAUAUAUAAUAUGUAUAAUAGUAAUAAUAAUGCAGUUUUAGACGUUUGUUUUGCUCUGUGAGGGAUGUACAUGUGGUAACACCACUGUCCUUUAUCAUUUUUAACACCUCAUCAGUUGGAUUCUUGCGUUAUGGCUCAGUGAGGAAUUGUAAGUGUUAAUAUUUGUACAUUUGCUUCUCCUGUUUUUUUAUUGACAGUCCUCAACAUGAGCUAUCAGGGUCUGAGAAAACCGCCGUACACUUGCACAGGUUAAAUGCAGAGCGGGUAGACGUUGUUGAAAACUGUGUUGGAAUAUGCAGGUAUUUCAUAUUUAAUCUUAAUUUGUUUUUGUCAUGUUUUUGCUCGUGAAAAUGCGUUGUUAUUUGUGUUUUAGCACCUCUGAGCUUUGACCGGUGCCUUUGCUGUAUAGUUACCGCUGCUAUUAUGAACACGUUUCUUGUUAGUUUGCUGCUCUGCAUGGACAAACCCCUGCAAAAUGCCCACUGCUGUCGAUCACGCUGCUCAUUUACACCGACAGGGAAACUAUGCUCAGUGUUGAGUUAGAAUAGAGUAGACUUAGAAUUACCAACUGAAAUAAUACAGUUACAGUGUGAGUUAUACCAAGAUUUGAGGGGCUGAAUUAAAAGAAAGUCAGGGUUUUAAUAGUUCCCCCUCUGGCUUUACAUUGUAAAAAUAAAAAAGCAAUACUUUUAAAGCUUUUAAACUCAGUAUAACAGUGGUGGUUAUGAAAACACUGUGUCAUAAAUACUCACAGCCUGUACGUCAAACUUACAGUAAACUGCAAGUGCAUAGAACUUAACAUUUGGCAUGUAAAUGCUAACAUUUGUCUGUUAUUAUCUAUCAAAUAACAACGGUGCAUUAGUUUGCUACAGAGUUCACUCACAGCAUAUCUGUUUAGUUAACAGUGAGUCAUUUUAAUUUAUGCGUUCUUAUUUACAUUGACUCACAGUGGCAUCACUUUGGUUUGAUGAGCGAUGCUGUAACGUGAUGCUGCCUUUGCACUUUUUUGAUAUUUCGAAAUCAUCAAUCCGUCCGAGCCUGUAUGAUACCGCACAAUGUACUAUAUGAUUAUUUUACAAAAUAAAAGCACAGAAUUGUUUAAUUUGAAUAAACCAAAAUGAUGCGAUUUCUUUUUUCUUCUUCUGUGAAAUCCUCCGCACAUCUGAUGUUCAUCUGAGAUUUCCUUCUCCGACUAAUGUUGCCUGAUUAUACAACCUCCUGUCGGGACUAUGAUUGCGUGUGCAGAUUGCAAAUGAUUGACACCUCCUUAACUUAACUAUUAGGUUAAUUGCAAGGACAACUUAAUUCAUGGGGCUUUUAAAAAGAUAUUAGUUUAGGUU
Solea solea (common sole) is the source of this 5109-nucleotide messenger RNA. It is a transcript of the gene mcf2b, whose product is annotated as proto-oncogene DBL. The transcript is spliced from 26 exons. Bases 178 to 3219 code for a protein of 1013 amino acids. Gene Ontology annotation, cellular component: cytoplasm. NCBI's taxonomy places the organism in Eukaryota, Metazoa, Chordata, Actinopteri, Pleuronectiformes, Soleidae. The record is from RefSeq and is a predicted model, not a curated record. Gene Ontology annotation, molecular function: guanyl-nucleotide exchange factor activity. Gene Ontology annotation, biological process: dendrite development.